Physella acuta is the source of this 5680-nucleotide messenger RNA. RefSeq names its product ADP-ribosylation factor-like protein 15. NCBI's taxonomy places the organism in Eukaryota, Metazoa, Mollusca, Gastropoda, Physidae. The record is from RefSeq and is a predicted model, not a curated record. Gene Ontology annotation, molecular function: GTPase activity; GTP binding.
GAAGAAUUUUAUGCAGUAGAAAAGAAUUAAGCAAAUGAACGUUUGGUUCUGUAAUUUUGAUGUUAAAUUUGCGCUACAACCAAUAUGGUUAAUAUACCUGAAAGCAAUAAUUAAAAAGAAAAGUUGAAUAGCCUUACGAUGUGCGAAAGUUUCAGAAUUGUAUGCGCUCUUUGCAGGGUUGGUUUGUACGCUUUAUAUAGGCGCCUUUGCUGUAAGGGUCCAUCUCCAACCAGACCAAACUUUACAGUGUUGUGCAUAGGGCUUGAGAACGCUGGGAAAAGCUCUGUUUUAGCCACACUAAGUGGGGAUGACCUGCAUAAAAUUGAGCCAACUAUUGGUUUUAGCAUAAAAGCAAUUUUGUUUGAGGAUUGCAUAUUGGAUGUGAAAGAGCUAGGAGGAGGUGACAAGGUGAGGCCCUACUGGGACAGGUAUUAUCAAGUAUUCCAGGGCAUGAUCUUUGUGCUAGACAGCAGCUCAGCUGAUGAGAAGCUCCAACUGGCCAAGACAGAACUGCUGAACGCAGUCAAACACCAGCAGCUCAAGUCUCUGCCCUUGUUGCUUUUAGCAACCUAUCAAGAUGUUCCAGGGGCUAAAAGUACAGCUGAGUUGACGCAGUAUUUGGAGCUAGACACUGAACUAGGUAGUCGCCAGUUUUUGGUCCGUGGAUGCACAGUCACUGACAGAGAUGGACUGCAACAAAUUUUUCAUGAGUUCAAUGACAUUCUAAUGAAAAAUCUGGAUGCUGAGAUAGAACACCGCAAAUCUUCACCACAGCAUGGCAAUAGAUUAUGAUCAAUAAUUUUCAUGUCGUUAUCGCAAGAUUCUGUUAAAAGGGGGUAACUGUUUAACUUAAGUCAAAAAACUUGUGUAUCUAAUCAUGAGGAUUGUUUAAGGAAAGUAGUCUUAAUGUCUGAAAUCAUCAGCCCAUCUGGUGGUUAACCAUUGAUGUCAAAAAGUGCAGGUUAACCAUUGAUGUCAAAAAGUGCAGGUUAACCAUUGAUGUCAAAAAGUGCAGGUUAACCAUUGAUGUCAGAAAGCGCUGGUUAACCAGUGAUGUCAAAAAGUGCAGGUUAACCAUUGAUGUCAAAAAGUUCUGGUUAACCAGUGAUGUCAAUAAGCGCUGGUUAACCAGUGAUGUCAAUAAGCGCUGGUUAACCAGUGAUGUCAAAAAGUGCAGGUUAACCAGUGAUGUCAGAAAGCGCUGGUUAACCAUUGAUGUGUGGCCAAUGUAUGGCUAGAUGUCAGAAAGUGCUGGUUUCAGCUUUCAGUUAAGCAAUAAUGUUGAAGAUGAAUGUCUUUAAAGAGGUGAUAUACAAGAGACUGUAGCUACUUUAAGAUCUUGCAAGUCAUAUCAUUAGUUUGGCAGUCAGGAUUUUUCUCACUUCAAAUAGAAUUGGAUUGCACAAUUAAUUUUUGAGUUGGAUAAACUCCUCUUCCCAGUAUGUUACAUUUUUGUACAUAACUGUUUGCCUAUUUAUAAAUGUAAAUACAUUAUUUAGUGGCUUUUUUUUUUGCUUGAGCAAUAAGACAUGCAUCAAGUAGUUAGAAGCAUCUAGUUUUUUAACUGUGCUACGCUGCAUUGAAUUAUAUUCACACUGCUUUGAAGUGUUUUUUUUUCCAAAAGUACAUUGAUGUACAAAGUUAAUUUUUCUCAAAAGAACAUGCAUUUUCAAAAGAAAUAUCAAACAUUUAUAAGAGAUCUAUGUGGUGAGGUUAACAUUGAUGGCUACCUGUCAACUGUUUGAAUGUUUGAGUACAUUCUCUAACACAAGCUUUUGAUCAGUUGCCUGUGUGCUAUACUAUGUAAGCUGAUUUUAACACUUCAGUCCACAUUCUUUUGACAUGUUUGUUCUGAAGCUUUUACUGACACUUGUUUUCGUCUUCUACUUGUUGUUAUUGUUUUAUUUGUGUCAAUUUACUACAUAAAAUGGCCUUAGGAUAACCUUGACCAUUCUCAAAAUGUGAUUGUUUUUAUCAAGUCAUUGAAGGGUGGCUGGUGUAAGGAUCAUGUAACAUUUCCUUGGUCUUUGUGUCCACUAGGACAACUUGUUUCAAAAAAAUUUCAAGGCACUUUCUCCAGGUUAGAUUUUUAGCUAGCCUGGCAAUGUUUGCAGACCUUUCUUCUAUUCAACCUUUCUUUGUGAUUUUUCUCUACUAUCAAAGAGGAGCCGUACAAUUACACAUAGAGAAUCUGACAUCAAUAUUUAGUCCGCUGUUUGUUUUAAUGAACUUACAUGAUUUUCCUCUUGAACAUUAGAAAGGCUAACAUUCAUUAGUUGUUUUGAUUAAUCAAGUCAGCAUGCAGACAACACUUAGACCAUGUCAGCAGUCACAUGGUGAAGUCACCAGCAGUCACAUGUUGGGGUCACAUGCUGGGGUCACCAGCAGUCACAUGGUGAAGUCACCAGCAGUCACAUGGUGAAGUCACCAGCAGUCACAUGCUGGGGUCACCAGCAGUCACAUGGUGAAGUCACCAGCAGUCACAUGGUGAAGUCACCAGCAGUCACAUGGUGAAGUCACCAGCAGUCACAUGGUGAAGUCACCAGCAGUCACAUGCUGAAGUCACCAGCAGUCACAUGGUGAAGUCACCAGCAGUCACAUGCUGGGGUCACCAGCAGUCACAUGUUUGAAAUGGCUUAUCAUUUAAUUCAAUGUCCAAAAUUAGCUUUUGUUUUUCACAUUAAUCAAAGCAUAUUUUCCAAAUGCUGAUACAUUUUUGUCAUGCUUUUAGCAGUAGAUUUCUUACAACCCUAUUAAUUUGUUAAAUUGACUUUUCAUAUGUAAUGUUAAUUAGUAGAAUCCUUACAGUCCUUUUGCUUAACAUUUUAUUUGUAUCAUCAAUGUUAUUUACCACUUGAACCUUCAGUGUCACUGUGUGAUUACAAAAUAUUUCCCUCUGCAAGUGUACCAUUUGUAAGGCUGGGAUGUGCAUAAAUAAUUUUAACUAACCCCUGCUAGGAGAUAUAGUCACAUGUCAUGUUUACAUCCUUCAUUAGGAAAACAAGUCUGUCAUUUUUUCUAAUGGGUUAUAGAAAAACUAAGGCAGCAGAGAUUUGCUGACAACAAGCCCUUUCUAUCCAUGACAUCUGUCAGUAACAUGUCAGUGCCACUGGACAGUUGGGACCAGACAUUUUUUGACAUGACAUCAGUAACAUGUUACUGUCACAUGUUGAAUUAUGUUUAGAGAUGAAAAAAGCAGCUGGAACAAUGGCCAAGUUAGUUGUCACAAACAAUGGCCAAGUUAGUUGUCACAAACAAUGGCCAAGUUAGUUGUCACAAACAAUGGCCAAGUUAGUUGUCACAAACAAUGGCCAAGUUAGUUGAUACAAACAAUGGCCAAGUUAGUUGUCACAAACAAUGGCCAUAAGUUGACACAAACAAUGGCCAAGUUAGUUGAUACAAACAAUGGCCAAGUUAGUUGUCACAAACAAUGGCCAUAAGUUGACACAAACAAUGGCCAAGUUAGUUGUCACAAACAAUGGCCAAGUUAGUUGAUACAAUGGCCAAGUUAGUUGUCACAAACAAUGGCCAUAAGUUGACACAAACAAUGGCCAAGUUAGUUGACACAAACAAUGGCCAAGUUAGUUGUCACAAACAAUGGCCAAGUUAGUUGAUACAAUGGCCAAGUUAGUUGUCACAAACAAUGGCCAUAAGUUGACACAAACAAUGGCCAAGUUAGUUGUCACAAACAAUGGCCAAGUUAGUUGUCACAAACAAUGGCCAUAAGUUGACACAAACAAUGGCCAAGUUAGUUGUCACAAACAAUGGCCAAGUUAGUUGUCACAAACAAUGGCCAUAAGUUGACACAAAAUGUAGUGUGGUGACUGAAUGCAGGCCAGAGAUUUGUCUCAUUUCUGACCACUAUUGUUUGCCUGUCAGAUGGGUAACAGAGCACUGGUCAGCAGCUAAAAGAUUUCUGAAGUGAAAUUUUUAAAAAAAUUCAAGACUUUCUUAUCAAACAAUGGCAGCUCCAUGAUAGAAUGAAUAGUAUAUAUCCUAGCCUCAGUCCUAUGAAACAUAGGAUGCUUAUUAAAUCUUCUCCAAACCAAUUUGUCAUAAGAUUUUCUUCAAUGUUUUGUUUUACUCAACUGAGGUUUUGUCCAUUUCUUUAUAAGUGAUUAGCACAUAACAUUUAUGUAUGGCUGAUUGUUAACCACUGACAAGUUUCUUUGAAGGUGUGAAUGUUAUAAACUGUUUUUAAAACUAAAUUUAAGUGGUGUUACCCAUUUUUGAAUAUCUACCUUGUAUAUUUUGAUCUAUGAAUCCAUUGAAUUAAUUGUUGGUUUUGAUUACAUGUGUUUGGUGUUACACUGUUAUUUACUAGUCCAGCUUUUGUUUGAUUAUGUGAUGCACAAUUUUUGUCAUCUCUCCGUGUAAUUUAUCUUGUUUUCUAAAGACUAGAUAUAUUACUGUCCUAAUUGCCUUCUGUUGUAAGAGGUUUUGUUUAGUUAUGGUCAACAUUAGAUUUGAUGCAUGCUGCUUUUAUUUUACCAUAAUUAAUUACAAGAUCUCAACUAUUUCUUUAUUUUUUGUAUGGUUUCUGUAACAGGUUGCUAAAAUUAUUUAACUUAACGGCACUUAUAUACUUCUAUAUUGUGCCAGUGUGUUACAUCAAUGGCUAUUACUUGUUGACACUGAAGUUUAAAGCAGAUCAAAACUUUAUACUUUAUAUAAUGUAAGUGAUGCUGAUACUCAAUUUAGUCACAUAACCAGUGUUUUUUAUCAAAAGUAUCAAAAUAGUUGUACAAGUUCUAAGAGUAUCAGAAUAUUUGUACAAGUUCUAAGAGUAUCAGAAUAUUUGUACAAGUUCUAAGAGUAUCAGAAUAGUUGUACAAGUUCUAAGAGUAUCAGAAUACUUGUACAAGUUCUAAGAGUAUCAGAAUACUUGUACAAGUUCUAAGAGUAUCAGAAUAUUUGUACAAGUUCUAAGAGUAUCAGAAUACUUGUACAAGUUCUAAUGGUAUCAGAAUAUUUGUACAAGUUCUAAGAGUAUCAGAAUAUUUGUACAAGUUCUAAUGGUAUCAGAAUACUUGUACAAGUUCUAAUGGUAUCAGAAUAUUUGUACAAGUUCUAAGAGUAUCAGAAUACUUGUACAAGUUCUAAACAGACUUUCAAAAAAGGAAAUGGUGCUUCCUGGAUUAAAAAUGGUCAUCUAAAAUUAGAGUUGUAAUGAGCCAGUUUGCUGCAGUGUUUGUUUGAUUCUGUCAAUGCUUUCAUACCUUUUGUGUCAUGUUUAUGUUAAGAUUAUUUUUUAAUUGGUGGAAAAAUAGCCAAUCAUGUACUUUGUUAGCUAAGAUAUUCAAUGUUAUUGUCUUACUUAGUUUUUCUGUAUUGAAUGUUAAGAACCAUUGUGAGGCGUGCUGUCAUCUGUCUACUGGGAGUUGAUAGUGGAUCUCCCUCCAAAAAUAUAACAAAGAUGUUGAGCCUUAUAAGCUACGCCCAUCUUUCAAAUACAUUGAUUACUCUUCAAUAUUGCACCAUCUAAGAAUCACAAUGAUGAGUACAGUAUGUGGCUCAGCUUUUGUCAUUAGUUUCUCAAAUAUAUUUGGUCAUAAUGCUCAAAUUUUUACAUGAGGAAAUAUUUUAGAAACAAGUACUAAGUUGCUGCACUCUGCAUGAACACACAAGUUGUUGACUUAAGUUGCCUGCAAGAUGUUGACUUAAGUUCCUACAGCCUGCA